CUCGGCCGAUCGGUUCCUCGGCCGAUCUUCCGAUUUCGACGUCCGAUUCUCCGCGCGAGACGACGGCGAUUUUGCAUCCCUCGCGAGACGACGGCGAGGCCUACUUCUCUCUUUCUCUCUUUUUUUCGCACCUCGUCUCGCAUCAUGCGUGUCGUGUAUCGGACACCGCACAUUCGUCCGUACGUUUUCGAAGGCGCCGCGUAAUCUAUGAUCUGUGGAAUUGUGUGUCUAUUUCUUUCAGCUAUGCUUUCCAAGUGUUCUCACAGCUUUGCCAUUUUGCUCUCUCCUCCAAUGAGCGACGAUUGUAACUAUUUCAUCGCGAAAAGUAACGCACUGUAAAUAUUUAAAAAAUAGCACAUGUUUAUCAUCAGGUACUACCUGCAGUAAAUCUUUUAUCUAAAAUUCAUUAAGCUUGACGCAAUAUGUCUGUUGUUGAUGUAAAUUUUCCACAACGCAUUGUAUGUCGAUAACGGAUCAUCUCGCGAGAUCUUUCGAUUGUAGAUCUGCUCGCUAUUGUAGCUCUUAUAUACUUUGUACAAGUUUGAAAGUAUUUCAUUUUAAUUAAAAUAUAUGAACUCUGACUUUUUUUCCGCCUCUUCCUGGCUCGCAGUCCCACACUCGUAGGAAAAGAGAAUUAGCUAAUCGUGUGAUUAAUGUUGACGCAGCCGAGUAAAUUCGAGUGCUUUCCUAAUGUCUCGCAAUAAUACAGCCUUUCGGAUGAUGUGCUUUCGAUUGCGCGAACUCGGGUGGCCUCUUUUCUCGCGGGAGCGCUUCCCGCGGUGUGUGUGUCACGUUCUACGUUCCUUCUACGGCAGACCGUACGUUCGCGGACGCGAAAUUGCGGUACACCAUACUUUUAAUCGCGAUCCGCUCUCAUCGCUCUGUCGGAACUGCGAUCCAGUUUUCCGCGAACGAGUCUUUCGGAAAAAUUGAAAUUACCGUUUAAUAUUUUCAAUUAUCGCGGCCAAUCACGCAUCCGUGAAAGUAAUUAACAAAUUUAAACGCACGAUUGUCGAUAUAAAUGCGAAAAUCUUUCAAAUUUUUAACGAAGAGUUUUGACUAGCAAACGAGUUUGUAAAAAACGCGGUGUUACAAGAAACUUGAAUCAUCAGCCGCACAUGAAUCAUGAGAUUACGUCUCUCCGAGAUCACGCGAAUUAUCAUCGUGUCUCGCUUAGGGAAAAAUAUAUUGUUCUUCCUCGACGAGUACUCGCCUUCGCAAUGAUUGGCGGAAGUCGAAUCAAUCGAACGAAACUCGACAGCGAAAAUAUCAAUGAUUAAUCGACUAAUUGGAUUCAUUUGUUAUCCAGCAAAGUCUCAAACGAGCGUAUUGUUCUGUGUUUACAUAGAUUUACAUUGAUUCGAAAAUAGCUGCGAGUCGUGCGUCAAAUGAAUAUGUAACGUUAACAAUACGUGACGGUGCUGGAGAAUCCGGCAAAUCCACGAUAGUGAAGCAAAUGAAAAUUAUUCAUGAGACCGGCUAUAAUAAAGAAGAAUGCGAACAAUACAAACCGGUGGUAUACAGCAAUACGAUACAAAGCCUAAUGACGAUAAUCAGAGCCAUGGGGGAUCUUAGAAUCGACUUUGCUGACCCUAAUAAAGCGGAUAUGGCGCGACAAUUUUUCACCCUAGCGUCGGCGGCGGAGGAGGGCGAGCUAACCGGGGAACUAGUGCUAUUAAUGAAGCGAUUAUGGCAGGACGCGGGAGUGCAGCUCUGUUUCACGCGUAGCAGGGAAUACCAGCUCAACGACUCGGCAGCGUACUAUCUUAAUGCACUUGACCGCAUAGCGCAACACAAUUACAUCCCGACGCAACAGGAUGUUCUGCGAACGCGCGUUAAAACCACCGGAAUCGUGGAAACACAUUUCUCUUUCAAGGGUCUACAUUUCAAAAUGUUUGACGUCGGCGGGCAACGAUCCGAAAGAAAGAAAUGGAUACAUUGUUUCGAGGGCGUGACCGCGAUCAUCUUCUGCGUCGCUCUUAGCGGCUACGAUCUAGUGCUAGCGGAGGACGAGGAGAUGAACCGAAUGAUAGAAUCGAUGAAGCUGUUCGACUCGAUUUGCAAUAGCAAAUGGUUCGUCGAUACAUCGAUCAUAUUGUUUCUAAACAAGAAAGAUCUGUUUGAAGAAAAGAUCACCAGGAGCCCGCUCAGUAUUUGCUUCCCGGAGUACAAGGGUGCCAAUACCUACGAGGAGUGCGCUUCCUACAUCCAAAUGAAGUUUGAAAAUCUGAACAAGAAGAAGGAUCAGAAGCAAAUCUACACGCACUUCACGUGCGCUACGGAUACGUCAAACAUACAGUUUGUGUUCGACGCCGUGACCGAUGUAAUAAUCAAGAACAACUUGAGUAAUUGCGGGUUACUGAGUUAAACAUUCCAAUACUCGGUCAGUAACUUGUCGGAAAGAAAAAAUUACAACGUGUUAACGACUCGUUACAAAAUCACAGAAGAAUGACAAAGAGACUGAUGAAAGGUUCUAAGUGGCGUGUCGCGUCUCUGUACACGAAUGCAUAUUAAUUACGCGUCGAUUUUACUCAUACAUUAGUCUCUUGAAAAUACGAUUAUUACGAUACUGCGUAAUUUUUUAUUUGAUAUUUUACAGUUUUUAACAAACUGUCUUUUUGUGAAAUAUUCUUUGCAAAUUCGUUGAAACUUCUCGAACAAAUAUGUGACUGUUUAAUUUAUUAUUUUAUAUAUUUAUAUAUUUGGCGAUAACACAAUGAAAAGUAUUCUCAAAAAAUUACGAACAAAAUACUUGAGAGUCAGAUAUCAAAAUCAAAUGCUUCACAUUGUCGUCGAAGAAUGUUCUUUUGCGUACUGUUUAAAACGUAUAGUAAUUAUUUUAGUUGGAGAAUUAAAAUCGUGUAUCGAUCUGAUCAAAUAAUCAUGUCUUUAGUAAGCUUAUAUUGCUUUCGUCUCUUAGAAAAAUUACUAUUAAUCUUGUGGGGUAAAUGCAAAUAUUGUCAUGAAUCAAAAUCUUUUAGAAUCUUCAAAAUCUAGAUUUUGAUUCAUGACAAUAUUUGCAUUUUACUUCACAAUAUUAUAUUAAUAAUUUUUCUAAGAGACGAAAGUAAUAUGAGCUUACUAAAGAUGUGAUUGUAUUCUCCAACUAAAAUAAUUACUAUACGUUUUAAACAGUACGCAAAAGAAUAUUUUUGGUGACAAUGUGAAACAUUUGGUUUUGAUAUCUGACUCCCAAGUAUUUUAUUCGUUAAUUUUUUGAGAAUACUUUUCAUUUCUCAUCACCAAAUAUAUAAAACCAAUAAAUUAAACAGUCACAUAUUUGUUCGAGAAGCAUGUGACGAAAGCAAUACGAGCUUACUUCGACACAGUAUACGGAACAAAACAAAAAAAAACAGAACAAAAAUGUCGAAGUGAUAACGUUAUAAAUAUAUAAACUAUAUUGUACAUCUACUCCCGAUUAAGAAGAGCUGAUAAACGUUACUUUGUUUUUGCUAAAUGUAUUUAAUUAUGCUAAUCGAGAACUAGAUAGUUAUUAAUUUAGUGAUAUUUCUCUUUGUAUAUAAUUUAUUACACUAAAAGCGAUUAUAUAAUACGUGGAAAUGCAUUUCUACGUUUCUGCUCAUCAUAUUUACUCGCGUUACAAUGGACAAAUUCAGUGUCUCGACACAAUUCUCUAUGUUUCUCUUUUACGAUAUAUAAUGCAGAUUAAAUUUGAGAAAAAAAAUUUUUAUACAAGCUUUUUUUAUAUAUCUAUAUACACACACACGUAUUAUUAGAUGAUAAAAUAAAAUCAAGGGCGCCAUGCUCACUCCUCGAUCUGCCAAACCAGAUGUAAUGACCUAAUGAUGUUAACAUUAGUACAAGACAAGACAAAAUCAAAUCUCUUUAUACAGCUUAGAUCAAUAAAUGAAAUCUUUUUUUAA
Messenger RNA from Linepithema humile (Argentine ant), 3884 nucleotides. The record is from RefSeq and is a predicted model, not a curated record. Lineage: Eukaryota; Metazoa; Arthropoda; Insecta; Hymenoptera; Formicidae.